Molecule: messenger RNA, 1539 nt
Organism: Phytophthora infestans T30-4
Lineage: Eukaryota; Oomycota; Peronosporomycetes; Peronosporales; Peronosporaceae
Product: aspartyl protease family A01A, putative
Exons: 2
Coding region: 1-1539 (512 amino acids)
Biological process (GO): proteolysis
Molecular function (GO): aspartic-type endopeptidase activity
Source: RefSeq, a predicted model, not a curated record
AUGCAGUUCUUCGGCUCCAUUGGCGUCGGGUCGCCGCCUCAGCGUUUCCAGGUCAUCUUCGACACAGGCUCCAGCGACAUCUGGCUGCCCGAAUCUAGCUGCGCGGACUGCGCUGGAUCUAGGCGCUACCACGCUGCUGUCUCGCGCUCGCACGAGCCGCUGAAUGAGCCCUUCCGCCUCGAAUACGGCAGUGGCAACGCCUCGGGUCGCGUCGUGCGUGAACAGGUCUCACUCUUUGGUGGCGACGAACAGAGUCUGACGCUCUCAAGGGUGCACAUGGGCAGCACCACCAAGACAACCAAAAGCCUGCAACGUUUUCAGGCCGACGGUAUUGUAGGUCUCGGUCUUGAGGCGCUGGCGGUCAUCACCAAACCAAGUCUUCUUAAAUCCGACCCGAGGUUGGGACUCUUCUCCAUUUACAUCAACCCGCUGCCAGGUGCAUUGCCACCGGCACAGCUCAUCUUCGGUGGGGUGGAUGACUCGCUGCCUAUUGCUCACAUACCGCACGCAAAUGAAGCACAGGUCAGCUGGCACCAUUUCCCACUCGUUCGGUACCCGUCCAGUAGACGUGCUCACGGUUUCUGGGCCAUUCGGCUGCAUCGACUGACUGUUGGGAAUUUUGAUUCUCGAUCCAAGUCCAGCCCGAAGAAACUUGCAGGUAGUGGAGAUGGGAUCGUAGCCGUCUCGGCAGCUGUGGCUAUUGUGGACUCGGGCACUUCCCUACUACUGCUUCCGCGACGCGCCUUUGAUACAACAAUAACAGAAAUCCAGCAGCAUCUGCGCGUACAGCACAGCAAAGAGCUACGUGUGAAUCCUCAUGCCGUGAGUGGCUAUGCCUGUGUAGACUGUACAGCGGAGAUGUUCCCCGCGCUGCGAUUUAGCUUUGUGAUAGAAGAAACGCCUGCUGGCUCUCAGUCGAAGACGCAGACUCUGGUGCUCAAAGGUACGGACUACGCGCGCUGUGACGACCUCAUGUGCGCACCACAACUUGACGUGCACGCACUAUUCACGUCGAAGAGCAAGAGCAAGGUUCCAACCCCUGCUGCUUCCGCAAUGACCACCAACAUUCCACAAGGGACAGAGCACGAGGACGUUGUGGUGCUUGGUGUCACGUUCAUGCGCGCAUACUACGUGCAGUUCGACUCGCAGCGCAAGACCGUGGGGUUCGCCUGCGUCGAUUCGGCGACAUCCAGUGCUGUCUGCUCCGGUGGUUGGGCGCCCAAGCUCCAGUUCCACUCGGCGCAUUUCUUGGACGCCGAAGCUUCAGCAUGGCGAGCCGGUUGGGUCUUCUGGUCGCGGGUGUAUCUAGGUAUCGGCGUGUUGCUGCUGCUGGUGGCAUUCGCGCUACUGUGGCUCAUACUGGUAGUGCCGUCGUCCGAAGUGAAGAAGGUGUUCAACUGGUUUUACGGACCCAGCGACAAGAGUCGAAGACGGCAGCAGCAGACAGACAACCGAGACGACGAAACCGCAGAGCCUGACUCGGAGCCAGAGUCACCUCCGGCACCGUCAAGACGCAAAAGCGUGAGCUUCGACGUAUAG